GCAUAGUCAGACUGUGAUCAAACCUGAGUGUCCAACACGCACUCGCUAUUUGUGGGAGGGGUACUCUUUUCUCAGCAUGUCGGGCUCCGAGAGAGCUCAGGUGAAUGAUCUGGCAAGUCCUGGAUCUUGCCUGAGAUUCUUCAACCCGAUUCCUUUCAUGUUCUGUGAAAAACAAGAGAACUGCUUCUACGCUCAGCGAAACGACCGAACAUACUGGCUCAGCACGGACGACCAACCCAUGAUGUGGAAUGCAGUAACUGUGAACGACACUGAACGCUACAUCAGUCGUUGUGUUGUCUGUGAAGCUCCGAGCAGAAGCUGA
Molecule: messenger RNA, 322 nt
Organism: Protopolystoma xenopodis
Lineage: Eukaryota; Metazoa; Platyhelminthes; Monogenea; Polystomatidea; Polystomatidae
Source: the annotation of a GenBank genome assembly